AGCCGCGUGUUUGCCCCGGUCCCCGGCUCUUCAGCGGCCUCUGGCAGUGCUGGAUAGGAACCCGCUGAGGCGUAACCGUGCCCGAAGUGUCCCUGCAAGGAGAGUUCCAGAGGAAGCUCUAUAAGGAGUUGCUGAAGAAUUACAAUCCUCUGGAGAGGCCCGUGGCCAAUGAUUCCCAGCCGCUUACUGUCUACUUCACUCUCAGCCUCAUGCAGAUCAUGGAUGUGAAUUCCAGCAUUACAGCUAGGGAGAUGAGACUAAGGACCUAAACAGAAAAGAAACACAAAUAAGGAUGAAAAGAAUCAAGUUUUAACUACCAACAUUUGGUUACAAAUGUAUUGGACAGAUUACUAUUUACAAUGGAACAUGUCUGACUACCCUGGAGUGAAGAAUGUUCGUUUUCCUGAUGGUCAGAUUUGGAAGCCAGAUAUUCUUCUGUACAACAGUGCUGAUGAGCGGUUUGAUGCAACGUUUCAUACCAAUGUUUUGGUCAAUUCUUCAGGACACUGCCAAUACCUGCCCCCAGGCAUAUUCAAGAGCUCAUGCUACAUAGAUGUGCGCUGGUUUCCAUUUGAUGUUCAGAAGUGCAAUCUGAAGUUUGGAUCUUGGACCUAUGGUGGAUGGUCCUUGGAUUUACAAAUGCAAGCAGCAGAUAUAUCGGGGUACAUUUCAAAUGGAGAGUGGGAUCUAGUAGGAGUUCCUGGAAAAAGGAGCGAGAGUUUUUAUGAAUGUUGUAAAGAACCUUACCCAGAUGUGACAUUCACAGUUACUAUGAGACGUAGAACUCUGUAUUAUGGACUCAAUCUUCUCAUUCCUUGUGUGCUGAUAUCAGCACUUGCCCUAUUAGUUUUUCUACUUCCAGCUGACUCAGGAGAGAAAAUCUCACUAGGUAUAACCGUUUUAUUGUCUCUUACUGUCUUUAUGCUACUUGUGGCAGAAAUUAUGCCAGCAACAUCAGAUUCAGUGCCACUAAUAGCUCAGUAUUUUGCCAGCACCAUGAUUAUUGUUGGUCUUUCUGUUGUUGUCACUGUUGUUGUUCUGCAGUAUCACCAUCAUGACCCAGAUGGGGGGAAAAUGCCAAAGUGGACAAGAAUCAUCCUUCUGAACUGGUGUGCCUGGUUCCUGAGAAUGAAGAGACCAGGGGAGGAUAAAGUGCGCCCUGCCUGUCAGCACAAGCAGCGUCGUUGCAGCUUGUCAAGCGUAGAUAUGAACACUGUGAGCGGACAACAAGCCAGCAAUGGGAACAUGCUCUAUCUUGGGUUCCGGGGGCUGGACGGGGUCCAUUGCACUCCUACCACUGAUUCUGGGGUAAUUUGUGGGAGGAUGACCUGCUCGCCAACGGAAGAAGAGACGCUCCUGCACAGUGGACACCCCUCGGAAGGUGACCCAGAUUUGGCGAAGAUAUUGGAGGAGGUCCGCUAUAUUGCAAACCGGUUCAGAGACCAGGAUGAGGAGGAAGCCAUUUGUAAUGAAUGGAAGUUUGCAGCCUCUGUGGUAGACCGUCUAUGCUUGAUGGCCUUUUCUGUCUUCACAAUUAUUUGUACGAUCGGUAUUUUAAUGUCAGCGCCAAACUUUGUAGAGGCUGUGUCUAAAGAUUUUGCUUAAUUCUGCAAAAAUGUCUGUGAUCCUCCAAGGUAUGUUAUGUAGCAAAUAGAGGAGUACAUGUUUUUUAAAAAAGAACAUGUCUUAUCAUGAGUAAACUCUUCCUCAGUGACCCAUUUAAAAACAGUGAAAUGUCUAUAGGGCUCACCCCAGCCUGUGAGAUGCUGAGGGAUCUUAACUCCCACUGAAAUCAGUGUGGAAAUAGGGCAUUCAGUUUGCAGGGUUGAGUCCAUCAUUUUUGAGCUAUUGCUAAAGUAUCUUAUGGACUAAUAAAAAACCACUGGCAUUAGUGGAAGGAUUCCCAUUAAUUGCAAUGGGCUUUGGAUCAGGCUCUUAGCCCAUAAACGAGAAGUGAUAUAAUGGGGGAACAUUCCCACUGGCUGAUGUUGGCAGAAGUAACUAGUGAAUAUGGGAGCCCAAGGUAACACCUGAUUUUUAGAGGGCAGGAACUCAGUGACACUGAAAAUCAGGCUUCUACAAAUGUGUUAAGUUGGGUUCCUAAAAACUAAGACUGCCAGUAUAGACAGUACCAACUUUAAGAUUCAGAGCCUGUUCCCAUUAGCUCCUAAUUUUAACCAUUCAAAAUGUCUGGGCUGAAAUUUCAAAACACAUUUCAAAUGAUUUGUCAAGGAAUUUAAUUUUGGGGCUUUUACCCACUGCCUUUUUCAGCAGAGACAUUCUUUCAACUGCUAAGUUUUGAUGAACUCAUUUUGCAUGAUUGAAGUCUGUCUUUUUUUAAAAGGUAAAUGCAGGAUUCAAGAUCUCAUUUGUUACAGAGAGUCCUGUCUUUUUAUUGAUUACUUUUAAGUAUGGCAAAAAUAACUAUUUCUGUACAAGUUCAAAAAAAUGUCAAAUCUAAAGCAAAAUGAGCCAUUUAAAUAUUCCAAAUUAAUGUUUUGUCUGAUGCAUGCACAGCAUUUUAGAUACAGCAUCGUCUUUCUGCUGACUCUCUAAUACAUAUACUGGAAAGAAAACUGCUUAGCUGUUUUGUUUAAUGCUGAAAAACUCCACUCAUGUACCUGAAGCAGCUCAUGCACGAAGCACCAGAGGUCCCAGGUUUGAUUCCCCUUGUUGGUGUUACGUGAUGUGGCCUGUGGCUCAAAGAAUAUUAACUCAGAGGGAAACCACCUAGUAUAGUACAAGAAGCAAUGGGCAUAAAUUGCAGCAAGGGAGGUUUAGGUUGAACAUUAGGAAAAACUUCCUAAAUAUCAGGAUUAUUAAACACUAGAAUGAAUUACCUAAGCAGGUUGUGGAAUCUCCAUCACUGGAGAUAUUUAAGAGAAAGUUGGAGAGACAUCUAACAGGGAUGAUUUAGACAGUGCUUGGCCCUGCCAUGAGGGCAGGGGACUGGAAUUGAUGAUCUCUUGAGGUCCUUUCCAGUUCUAGUAUUCUAUGACUCUUCUUGCUGUGCAUAAGCUGUAAGUAUUCACCAGGACACUUUCAAUAGGAAUUCAGUUUUGGAAAGUCAUUCUAAAGUUUUAAGUGCAAAAAGUUUUAAAUGCACAAAAUAAUUAGGUGCCAAGCACUUACCAUUUGAGCUUUUAAAAUUCUCCCCGGGCAUGUUAAAAGUUUUCAAGGGAAGUGCUGAGCUGGGAGUUCUAGAGACUGGAUUCCUCUCUCUACAACACAGGUGGUGCCAAUGUGCCUGAACUGUGGAUUGCAGAGAAUGGUGCUCUGUGUAGGCAUCAGAAGCUAGUUCAAUUCUGAGAUAGCCAAGAAGGUUGCAAAUAGAUGCCUUUGUGGUGGAGUUUUUAUUGAAGUGGAUACUGAAUUGAGAACUCAACUACUUCUCAGACACUGAAAGAGCAAUAGGAUAGAAGCCAAUUUUUUAAUGUGACUAUCUUGCUGGAUGAGGACAUAAUUUUCAGUACCAUGUAAUAGAGAUGUGAUACUGUAAACGUGUAAACAGUUAACCUUCAUGGUUAUAUGCAAGCCUCUCCCUUCCCCUGCUGCCUCUGCAGAGGCAGCAGCGUGUGUGGGGGAGGGUUUAACAGGUUUAUCUGAAUAUCUCUUCCAUAUAACAUGAUGGUAGAAAUGUUUUUGUCAGACUACAGUGCUCAAAUGGAAUUUAGAGUGUAAAUAGAAAACAUUUUGUUUUAACACUACAGUUCACUGUUGAAGUAGUUGUGUAGCUAGCUAGAUGGACAGCAGAUUAAAAUUUGACAUCAAGCUCCCAUGUUAGCAGACUGUGUCUACACUUGGAAAAGUGGGACUUAGAGUUCUCCUCUAGGGCAGCUCUGCCAGAAGGUAGUAAUGGUGGAGAACAUAAUAUAGCUAAAUCUCAGGUGUUUUAACCACUGCUGUUUCACACUGUUUAGAAUAGAGCUUGACAACUUGGGGGUAAGAUGCCAGCAUCCUAUCUACAUUACAGCCUCCCUUAUUGCUAACACAGAAAUGCAUCAAAGGUGAGUCCUAAUUUUCUUAGAGACAGCCUAGUAGAUAAAUAUUGCCAUUUUUACAGCGAGAUGACAGCUGCCAGCAGUUAUAACAGUGCAUUUUUAUUUUGUUACAUGAAGAAUCUGCUUAACAUGUUACAUUUUCAGAAUGCUGGGCUGAGCAAAACAGAUAAAAUUUUCUUUCCAAACUAUAGGUAUUAUAUGCAUGUGAGCUAAAAGAUAGUCUGAUCUAAAUGCUGGGGGAUGUACACUUAAAGCCCGAUGAAUCAAGGUGGGAAUUACAUACUAUAUACUGCAUGUGUAUAUAAUAUAUAGAAGAUACACGUUGGUAGUGCUCUUAUGGUCUUACACUAUGGUGAGUGAAUUCUCUUAAAUGGUAGAGCCACAACUGAGUUAUGACUUGUCUGGCAGACAGAGUACAAAGCUCACAUUAGAGCACUGAUAUCAUGUAAAAUAUUAUUGGAUAAUGGACAUUACUUGCUCUGUUUUUAUAUUUACUAUGAAGGUUUUAUAAUAUUUAAAAAAGUAAAUUGUCACGAUGCCAAAAAUCAAUUCCGACCAUCAAAUAAAAAGUUAAUAGUUUUAAAAAAAAGAAUAUUUAAACAAUAUUUAAAAUAGUUAAUUAUUUUGUAUAGGUUUUAACAAUAUUGUGUAAAAAAUUUUUUAAAGGAUUCUUGCAAUUCGUGUUGAGUGUAAGUUGUGGGGGUUUAAUGUCAGAUCACUUGACUGCUUUUAAUUUGUAUGGGAAAAAAUGAAACCAAAGCCCCAAGUUAGUUUCUUUUUGCUACAUUAUUUUUUAAUAAGAAACAAUGUACAACUUGCAUUGGAAAGAGAUGAUGCAUCCAUUAACUAUUGUUUGUUAUACAACUUAAUGCAGCGCCUUUUUGGUCCAGUCAAAUAAAUAUUUUAGAUGAAAAGGUCCUUGAUUGUUUUUUCCUUGUAUUUUGUUGAUCAGUACAUUUACAAACCCAUAUAAUUGAAAUAAAGUUUUUCAGGAUGAUUGCAGAAGUUCAGUGGGAUUUUCCUGACCUCUGUUUCUUCACAUACUGCUUAGCAGACCACUUAAGUGAUGGCCUUCUACACUGGAGUUGCUACAG
Pelodiscus sinensis (Chinese soft-shelled turtle) is the source of this 5095-nucleotide messenger RNA. NCBI's taxonomy places the organism in Eukaryota, Metazoa, Chordata, Testudines, Trionychidae. The record is from RefSeq and is a predicted model, not a curated record.